AAAAGAAAAUUGUAUAACAAAAUAGGGCCCCAAAUUGGGAAGCGUCGUUUGAACGAACGGAGAGAACUCCACGAUCGGGGAUGGAGAGUGCAUUUGCGUCCGCGGCAGCGAUAACUGACCAGCGGCAGAAGAUUGAGCAGUACAAGCACAUUCUUGCAUCCGUCCUUUCCUCUAACGAUGUCAGCCAAGCCAAGCAAUUCAUCAAUCACAUGUUAUCGGAUGAUGUUCCGCUUGUCGUCUCGAGGCAGCUCCUGCAGUCGUUUGCUUUGGAGCUAGGGAGAUUGGACGCGGAGUUUCAGAAGGACAUCGCCCAUUAUACCCUCAAUCAGAUCCAGCCUCGUGUCGUUUCCUUUGAAGAGCAGGUUUUGAUAAUCAGAGAGAAACUUGCUGAGUUGUAUGAAUCUGAACAUGAGUGGUCGAAAGCUGCUCAGAUGCUUAGUGGCAUUGAUCUGGAUUCUGGAAUGAGAGUCAUUGAUGAUACAUUCCGGCUGUCAAAAUGUGUUCAAAUUGCUCGUCUUUACCUUGAGGAUGAUGACGCAGUUAAUGCCGAAGCUUUUAUAAACAAAGCUUCCUUUUUGGUCAGCAACACUGAACAAGAAGCUUUGAGUUUGCAGUACAAGGUUUGUUAUGCAAGGAUUCUAGAUUUGAAGAGGAAGUUCUUGGAAGCUGCGCUAAGAUAUUAUGACAUAUCCCAAAUUGAAAAGUGGCAAAUUGGAGAAGAGGAGAUUAAUGAAGAAGCACUGGAGCAAGCUCUGGCUGCUGCUGUCACCUGCACAAUUUUAGCAGCUGCAGGUCCUCAGCGGUCUCGUGUUCUUGCGACCCUGUACAAGGAUGAACGCUGCUCGAAGCUAAAAAUUUACCCAAUCUUGCAAAAGGUUUAUUUGGAGAGGAUUUUAAGAAAACCUGAAAUUGAUGCAUUUGCUGAAGAAUUGAAACCUCAUCAGAAAGCGCUUUUGCCUGACAAUUUCACUGUUCUUGACCGUGCUAUGAUUGAGCACAACCUCCUGAGCGCUAGCAAACUUUACACAAAUAUAAGCUUUGAGGAGUUGGGCACAUUGCUUGGUAUUGCCCCUCAAAAGGCUGAAAAGAUAGCUUCAAGAAUGAUAUGUGAAGAUAGAAUGAGGGGAUCUAUUGAUCAGGUUGAAGCCGUCAUACAUUUUGAGGAUGACACAGUGGAAAUGCAACAAUGGGAUCAACAGAUCUUUGGAUUAUGUCAGGCUCUCAACGAGAUUCUUGAUGGCAUGGCGAAGAAAGGCUUACCAAUUCCUGUCUAAUCUUUGACAGAUGAUUUCAUACUUUUGACCUUUUUUCAUGUUAUUGCAAUUAGAUAAACAUCUCAUUCUUGUGCUAGUUGCCAUCUUAUUGUAGGAAAUCUUUUCUCCCCUUUUCAAUAUUGUGAAAAUAUCCAUUCACUUAAAGUUUGAACUACAUGAAUAUUGUUGUCGACUUUCCUGC
Messenger RNA from Andrographis paniculata, 1455 nucleotides. RefSeq names its product COP9 signalosome complex subunit 4. The record is from RefSeq and is a predicted model, not a curated record. Lineage: Eukaryota; Viridiplantae; Streptophyta; Magnoliopsida; Lamiales; Acanthaceae. Gene Ontology annotation, cellular component: cytosol; COP9 signalosome. Bases 81 to 1274 code for a protein of 397 amino acids. The transcript has 14 exons.